AUGAGAUCGUGUAGUCACCAUGAGAAGUUGGGGCACACUGUAGAAGAUAGCAACACAGACCGGGGUGGACAGACCCGUCAUUACCGCCUUGUACACCAAAGACCUCAUGGACAGUGCUCAAACUGCAAACCUUAUGCCAAAAUUGUAAGGGUUGUCAGCGCUGCAGAUCCAGCAUCUCUCAUUGUGAAAGAUGCCAAGGGUAUAUUGUUUGAUAUGGGGUCUUACACAAAUGAUUUGAUCGCAAAUGAAAUAUCAUUACUUGAAGAAGAAAUAAAUAGGUUGGAAUUUGAAAUGACAAGAGAUAAGUACUCAACACCAUUAGCUGAAUGGCAUAAUUCUCCCAAUGGCAAGGUGAAGGGAAAGGCCAAGAGCCGAUCCUCCCGUGCCGGACUUCAGUUCCCCGUGGGUCGUAUCCACCGUCUGCUGAGGAAGGGCAACUACGCCGAGAGAGUGGGAGCCGGUGCCCCCGUGUACCUGGCCGCCGUUCUUGAAUACUUGGCCGCCGAAGUCUUGGAGUUGGCAGGCAACGCCGCCCGCGACAACAAGAAGACCAGAAUUAUCCCCCGUCAUCUGCAGCUGGCCAUCCGCAACGACGAGGAGUUAAACAAACUGCUGUCCGGCGUGACCAUCGCCCAGGGUGGUGUCCUGCCCAACAUCCAGGCCGUGCUCCUCCCCAAGAAGACCCAGAAGUCCGCCAGCAAGUAAAAAAAAGUCUGUACG
Molecule: messenger RNA, 720 nt
Organism: Saccostrea echinata
Lineage: Eukaryota; Metazoa; Mollusca; Bivalvia; Ostreida; Ostreidae
Product: histone H2A-like
Exons: 3
Coding region: 1-705 (234 amino acids)
Cellular component (GO): nucleosome
Molecular function (GO): DNA binding; protein heterodimerization activity; structural constituent of chromatin
Source: RefSeq, a predicted model, not a curated record